UUGGAACCACAUUUUAUUAUGCCUACGUUAAAUACAGUGUCGGCAUGUGAGCCGACCCGCGGGGUAAUGCACCGGCCCCCUGUCAAAUAAUCGUGUGCGCCAGGGGUGGCAGGGUGGGACAAUAAUUUUGCUAUUUUCUAACGAAAAAAAAAUUAGAAAUACAGCACGCGUUUUUACUUAAAACAUCAGUUUUAUACGCGCACGCGCACGGGAUCGCACGUGCCAAAAAUAUUUUAGAAAAAUUGUUUAACACUUUCGCGAGUGAUUGUACUAUUUUUGUAGAGGAUUUUUAGUGAUGAUAGUACUUGUUUCUUAAUAAGUGUUGUUAACGUGUUUUGUUGAUCACAAUUAUGGUGAUUAGGACUAUGUGGUGAUGAGUUGUGUGGUGAUCAAUGGAGGCGAUAGAUCUUAGACAAGCUAAUAAUAGGUGAGGCGCUUUCUUAUUGGAAUCUUUUUGUCGAUAGUGGCUUUGUUGUAUUACCGUACCGUAGAUACCAUAUACUAGAAAUAAUAAGUCCCUAGAACUUCAUUCGGUAUUGCAAAAAUAAAAAUUGUGAUCUUAGUGGUUUGGAAUUAAAUAUAAGUUUUUUGAACUGAAUGCUAAAUUACAACGAUGCGGAAUAUUGUAACAGGGAUGAAAACAUGUGAAUAUUGCGAUUUGUGAGAAACUAGAGUGUACUGUGAUAAAUAAAAUACGACAAUACAUAAAUAUAAAGAAACUCUUUGAACAGUAUCUAGAACAGCUGUAGUUUUUAAAUCUUUCUAAUUAAUGUACCUAAUAGAUUACUGACAAUAACUUCGGAAAUAAUAAAUUAUUAAAUAAUAUCUUGAGUACUUACUUUACCAUUUAUUUCUAUAAAACAUUAAACAAUAUUUACUUAUAGCUAUCAACGCUAAACUAACUCCCCCAUUAUAUUGGUUUUGGGAACAAUGAACCGCUAUCGUAUUUAAUUUCCGCACGACAGUCGUGUCGUGCUGUGUGUCGGGUGAGCUGUAGUAACGAGUGCGGUGUUGUGUUGCAGAUGCGGCGGUGACGCGAUGUCAGUCGCGCCGGCGGUGAAGCGCGAGCUGGAGCUGGAGGGCGGCGGCGGCAGCCCCGGCCGCAAGCGCCGCAAGCAGGCCGCGCCCAGCCGCGCGCCGCCGCAGCCGCUGCCCGCGCCGCCGCUCGACCUGCACGCCAAGAUGGCCGACAUCUACAAGAGCGCGCUCGCCUUCGGGGAGCUGGGCCUGCCCGCCUUCGACCCGCUGGCGGCCUUCCGCCUGCUGCCACGCCACGAGCCGCCGCGCAUCUUCAACCCCGAGGCCUAUUGCGACCUGUGCUGCAAGGAGUUCUGCAACAAGUACUUUCUGAAGACCCACCGCGCUAACAAGCACGGCAUCUACGACGGCGGAGAGCCGCAGCCCGCGGCCCCUCCCCCCGCGCAGCCCUCGCCCCCGCGCCGCGCCUCCGACGAGGAGUCGGGCGGCACCCCGCGCCGCCUGUCGCCGGACUCGGCGCGGCGCGCGCGAGACGCUGGCUUCCAGCCCGACGCGCUGCGCCGCCUCGGCGUCGUCAACCCCGAGGCCUUCUGCGAGAUCUGCUGCAAGGAGUACUGCAACAAGUACUUCCUGCGCACGCACCGCGAACGCCGACACGGUGUGCCCGCGCGCCGCUCGCCCCCACACGACCACUCGCCGCCCGCCGCCACGCCCCCAGGCCUGCUGGCCACCCCGCUCGGAACCCCGCUGCCCACCCAGCUGGCCACGCCACUCGCCACCCCGCCCGCCAUGCUGGGCCCGCCACCCGACACGCCGCCGCGCUCGCACUCGCUGCCACCCCCGCUAGACCCCGAGGAGAUGGCCGAAGUCAAACGAGAAUGUGAGGACGAGCUCGAGGCGGCCCUCAGAGACGGUCAGACCAGUCCACUCAACCUGAUCGUGGAGGAGCGCGGCGCCGCGUCCCCCGGCAGCGCCAGCGAGGAGCUGCGCAAGCUGCAGACGAUGAUAUCGCAGCUGAACGAGCUGGCGGCGGAGCGGCUGGCGGAGGAGCCGGGCGAGCCGGGCCCGCGGCCGCCGUCCGCGUCGCCGCCGCCGCCCGACGAACGCCGCGCCUCCUCCUCCGGCUCCAGCUUCUGCGAGAUCUGCAACAAGGAACUGUGCAACAAGUACUUCAUGCGCACGCACAUGCAGCGCAUGCAUGGUAUCUCGCUGGAGAGCGGCACGCAGCUCGGCGGCGUCACCUGCGACAUCUGCCACAAGGAGCUGUGCAGCAAGUACUUCCUGCGCGUGCACAAGCACAACACGCACGGCAUCCCGGCGCCGCCCGCGCCCGCCGCCGCCGCACCCGCCGAGCCCUGCCCGCUGUGCGCGCGCCGCUUCCGCGGGCCGCGCGCGCUGCGGGCGCACCUGCUGGCGGAGCACGCGCCGCCCGCCCGGCCGCCGCCGCCGCCGCCGCGCCCGCUCGACCUGCUGGCGCGGGACAAGCCCUACGCCUGCUCGUACUGCCCCUUCACCACCGACGUGCUCGCGUUCCUGUUCGCGCACGAGCGCGCGCACGCGCAGCAGCAGGCGGGCGAGCCGGCGGAGGCGGCGCCCGAGCCGGCGGGCAGCGGCUGCAGCGAGCUGGAGGGCGGGUCGCUGGGCGCGGACAGCGGCGAGGGCGAGGCGGAGGACGCGCAGUACUCGUGCUCGCGCUGCGAGUUCCGUGCGGAGGGCUUCGCGGCGCUGGAGGCGCACCUGCGCGCGGCGCACGGCGGCGCGGGCGCGCUGCUGGCGGUGCCGCGGGCCCCGCAGGCGCCGCUCACCAUGCAGCCCUUCGUGGUGGAGGAGGCGGGCGGUGCGCUCAGCCUGGUGCCCGCGCUCGUGUUCCUGCCCGUGCGGCGCCGCGCCACGCGCCGCGCCACCGUCACGCUCACGCUCACGCCGGCCUAGCCGCCGACGUAGCAUACGAUCGCUGAACUGUACUAACUACAUUUAACGCUGUGUGCCUUCAAGCGAUUGCUAAUAUUAUGAGACGUAUUGUAAAGGGAGAUGCCGCCCAGGCCGCCCGCCCGAGGCGACACCGCGCGGCGGCCGCGGCCUCUUUUUUGUCAAAGUCUAACUUCAUAUAUUGAGAAUUAUAUUGAACGGGUGAUAUAUGAAACGUUGCCGCUUAUAAAUUCGAUUAUUUAUUAUUAUCUCCUCGAUGUUCCGUCGGGUCGGUCCGAGACGAGUUUAUGAAACGUCGAUUUCGAUCGGGAGAAGAAAUACACCCUAGGAGUAAUUAUUAUUUAAAGGUAUUGUAUCGGUGAGUGUGCGCUCACGAUAGCGUCGUAGUGCCGGUGCGAUGUUGAUCACUGAGGGCGCCGGCGCCGCCAGCCGGCGGGACGCGCUCGCGCCCCGCCAGC
Trichoplusia ni (cabbage looper) is the source of this 3365-nucleotide messenger RNA. Its product is annotated as zinc finger protein 628-like. The transcript has a single exon. The record is from RefSeq and is a predicted model, not a curated record. Bases 1039 to 2910 code for a protein of 623 amino acids. Lineage: Eukaryota; Metazoa; Arthropoda; Insecta; Lepidoptera; Noctuidae.